CAACAGAGGAAGCAGGAGGUGGAAGAUGGCAGACAUAGUGGCAGUGACAAGAGCAGGGAGUGCAGGGCCGAGGAUGUGACUAGCAGGUCUAGGGGUGUGGCAGAAGUGGAGGCCCUCGUGACAAUGCAGCAGAUGUCAUGAGAUUAUAGGAGUCAGCAUCCUCUCUGCACUGUAUUGGAUGAUACAUGGAAUGUGCUAAAAUGUUACGAGAGAGAAAACUUUUGCGGCAAGAUCCUUCUGAGCAGUCGGAAACUACAACAGAAAUUGGGGCCUCAUCCUCUUCUGGUGUUACACUUGCCACCAACAAAUUGUCAAGUGGACAAAGAUGUCAGAAGACAAAGUGUUACUUUCCAUUCAGCAUGCUUCCAAUUGACUGUCAGCUCCAUAUCUUCUCUUUUCUCUCUGAGGUGGAGAAAUGCACAGCUGCCCUGGUCUGUUCAGAUUGGAGCAAGCUUAUGCGUACACCUCGUCUAUGGAGGGUGGCUGAUUUUAUGAGGUUGGGUGCAUUCCUGUCAGGUAUGGAUGGGGUGCUGGUUUCUGUGAGAGAGUUUGAAAGGUGGAAAGAGUGGGUACACCAGUAUGCUUACCACCUGACUUCCAGAGGAGCCAGUCUGCUUGUCCUCCGUGCUAGCUUUGACCUUGGAGACCAAAGGACCAAAUGGGCUGACUUCUUACUUCAGUUUCUAGAGAGUGUGCAUUGUGGAGAUUUGCAGGAGCUUGAACUGAAUUGGACUUUGACUCACUUGGAACCUUUAGAUUUUUAUCCUCCUGGAAGUAUGGCCCAGAUAUGUCUUGCUAAAACUGACCAGUUCAAUAGCUUCCAGACUCUGUUUGAGAGAUUGACUCGCACCUCUCCAAAACUGUGCCGAAUGAAGUUGCCUUUUGACUGGUCAGAACAUUCUGUUUCUCUUCUCACCCAAUUUCAACAUCUUAGAAUAUUAGAACUGAACUACUUCUGGGUAUUUAAGGGUGUCCAACCUGAAACAAUGCAAGAACUUACCAGGUCACUUCCAAAGCUCAAGACAUUAAUUCUCCAAGUUCUAGUGCCAGUGAAGGAUUUGGGGGUAUCCUACCCUUUAGAAUCCAGGUCAUUAGAGUUCUUAGACGUUUCUCAGAGUCGUGGACUAGUCUUCAGCCACCUUGACUUGCCUUCUUUGAAGGAGCUUAGGGUAAAAAAGACCAUUAGGGGAAUCAUUCUUAACCGUCGGACCCGGGUUGCCCUGCAGACUCGUUGGUCUUGUUUGUAUGACCUUUUGAAAACAGGAACUCCCAAACUUGAGGUGUUUAACUCUCAUCGGUUACUGCCCAGCUGGAGAACACAGAGUUAUUUGGAUCUCAGUGAAGUUUUGCUGCAAUCCUGCUACUGUAUACAACACACUGACACUUGGCUGCUCUAACUAUAUCAAUAUUAGUUUGGGGUUCUCAAACAGGCAAGGAGGAUCUGAUCAUUUAUUGAUCUCAUAAACUAAUAAAUUAAAGGUACAGUAAAGUCAAAAUUAAACUUCUGGUGUUCAUCUA
Molecule: messenger RNA, 1518 nt
Organism: Bombina bombina (fire-bellied toad)
Lineage: Eukaryota; Metazoa; Chordata; Amphibia; Anura; Bombinatoridae
Exons: 3
Coding region: 186-1397 (403 amino acids)
Biological process (GO): SCF-dependent proteasomal ubiquitin-dependent protein catabolic process; protein polyubiquitination
Cellular component (GO): SCF ubiquitin ligase complex
Molecular function (GO): protein binding
Source: RefSeq, a predicted model, not a curated record